Molecule: messenger RNA, 1007 nt
Organism: Sorghum bicolor (sorghum)
Lineage: Eukaryota; Viridiplantae; Streptophyta; Magnoliopsida; Poales; Poaceae
Product: CASP-like protein 5B3
Exons: 3
Coding region: 255-719 (154 amino acids)
Cellular component (GO): membrane
Source: RefSeq, a predicted model, not a curated record
UUAGCUUAGGGAGUAAGUAGACUUUUUCCAAAGUUCAUUUAUCUUGACAGACUCGGCCACCUUCCAUGUUCCCUCUUCCGGUCUUCGCGUCCUGCUGAUCCGGGUUUGAGUGUCCAGCCUCGCCGGACCUACACAGAUCCGGCUCUGAGUGUCCAGCCUCGCCGGACCUCCGACUGGCAGCCGCUGCUAUCUCUCUGGCCCCGCGGUCUCCUGCGCGCUUCUCUCCACUCGCUCUCACUCAACGGCUGGGGGGAAUGAAGGAUGUUGUAGGGAGUCCGGGGACCUGGAGUGGCAUGGCGCUGAGGUUGUCGCAAUGCGUGUCCGCCGGCGCAUCCAUGGGCGCUAUGGCCACAGCCUACGGCUUCUCCAACUACACCGCUUUCUGCUACUUGAUUGCUUCAAUGGGCCUGCAGCUUCUUUGGAGUUUUGGCCUUGCUUGUCUUGAUAUAUACUCUUUGAAGACUAAAAGAGAUCUUCACAACCCUGUGCUUGUAAGCCUUUUUGUUGUUGGGGACUGGGUCACUGCAAUUCUGUCGUUUGCUGCCGCUUCGGCGUCUGCGGGCGUGACCAUCCUGUUCGAGAGAGACGUCCACUUCUGCAGGAUGUACCCGCAGUUGUCAUGCGGACGGUACGCGCUUUCGGUGGUCCUGGCUUUCAUCACCUGGUCUUUCAUCGCAACUUCUGCUGUCUCCAUGUUCUGGCUUCUCCCGUCGCUCUGAGGUGGCACGCAAAGAGCCUGCCGUCGUGGUCCUGUUUGGAUCCGUUUGCUUGACCAGCUGGUUGAUGCUGUGUGUUCAGUCUCGCUGUGUUGUGUGCUAAGUACCUGUCGGGAUCCUGGUGCUGACCGGUUGUACUCUGCUGGAGACAUUUAGACUGUUUGUUUAAGGAGCGAGGUGGUGGUUCAUUAUCUCUUUUUUUUUUGUUUUGGUUUGUGGAAUGCAAUGAAUUAAUCUAUCAUUCUUUUCAUUCCUCGCAUGGUAACAAUUUCUCCCUGUUCCAAAUUACAA